Rattus norvegicus (Norway rat) is the source of this 2301-nucleotide messenger RNA. It is a transcript of the gene Lhx2, whose product is annotated as LIM homeobox 2. NCBI's taxonomy places the organism in Eukaryota, Metazoa, Chordata, Mammalia, Rodentia, Muridae. The record is from RefSeq and is a predicted model, not a curated record. Gene Ontology annotation, cellular component: nucleus. Gene Ontology annotation, molecular function: DNA binding; DNA-binding transcription factor activity, RNA polymerase II-specific. Gene Ontology annotation, biological process: system development; animal gross anatomical part developmental process; regulation of DNA-templated transcription.
CGGGACGGCGGCGGGCGGGGCGCCCAGGCCAGGACGCUGCGGCGCGGUCGCCUCCUCCCGACGCUCCCGCCGGCCCGGCCGCCCCCUCCCGCGCCCGCAGCCUAAUGACCGCGGCCGGCCGGAGCCCACUGGAGGCGGCCGUCUGCUGGCAGCUCGGGGCUCACGGGGACGGCGCGCCACAGUCAGGGUGGCAACUCCUGGGACUCCGCGGACCCUGAUUGAUUUGUCAGCUCAGGCGAGCCAGCAGCUACUCCGAUCGCUGUGCUGCCCGGGCUCCCGGGCCGGCCCCUCAGGCUGGAGCGCCCUACUGGCCCCAGGAGGGAGCCCCUGGUCUCCCGACCCGCGCCCCGGCGCCCCUCCCCUGCCCCCUGCGGGCAUCGCCAGGCCCCAGGGCUGCCCUCCGCCCCGUCCCCCCCUCAGGGCACCGUGCCAGCCCCUCCAGCGUUCACCCUGCUGCUGCCCCCCAGUCCCGCACCGCCGUCCCCUGCGCCCCGGCCCUGGCCCGGGGCCGCCCGCAGAGCCGGCCACACCCGCUGCCGAGGGCUCACCAAGACCAUGCCGUCCAUCAGCAGUGACCGGGCAGCGUUGUGUGCGGGCUGUGGGGGCAAGAUCUCUGACCGCUACUAUUUGCUGGCAGUAGACAAACAAUGGCACAUGCGUUGCCUCAAGUGCUGUGAAUGCAAGCUCAACCUGGAGUCGGAACUCACCUGCUUCAGCAAGGAUGGCAGCAUCUACUGCAAAGAAGACUACUACAGCCCCUCCCUCCAUGGUCCCCACAGGCGGUUCUCUGUGCAGCGCUGCGCCCGCUGCCACCUGGGCAUCUCGGCCUCAGAGAUGGUGAUGCGUGCUCGGGACUUGGUUUAUCACCUCAACUGCUUCACAUGCACCACGUGUAACAAGAUGCUGACGACCGGCGACCACUUCGGCAUGAAGGACAGCCUGGUCUAUUGCCGCUUGCACUUCGAGGCACUGCUGCAAGGCGAAUACCCGGCACACUUUAACCAUGCCGACGUGGCAGCGGCGGCAGCGGCAGCCGCAGCAGCUAAGAGUGCAGGAUUGGGCUCAGCUGGGGCUAACCCGCUGGGUCUUCCCUACUACAACGGCGUGGGCACUGUGCAGAAGGGGAGGCCGAGAAAGCGCAAAAGUCCAGGACCCGGGGCAGAUCUGGCAGCCUACAACGCCGCGCUGAGCUGUAACGAGAACGACGCGGAACACCUGGAUCGCGACCAGCCCUACCCUAGCAGCCAAAAGACAAAGCGCAUGCGCACCUCCUUCAAGCACCACCAGCUUCGGACAAUGAAGUCUUACUUUGCCAUUAACCACAAUCCCGAUGCCAAGGACUUGAAGCAGCUCGCGCAAAAGACCGGCCUCACCAAGAGAGUCCUCCAGGUCUGGUUUCAGAAUGCCCGGGCCAAGUUCAGGCGCAACCUUUUACGGCAGGAAAACACUGGUGUGGACAAGACUUCGGAUGCCACGCUGCAGACAGGGACACCGUCAGGGCCCGCCUCGGAGCUGUCCAACGCCUCGCUCAGCCCCUCCAGCACUCCUACAACCCUCACAGACUUGACUAGCCCCACCCUGCCGACUGUGACGUCAGUCUUAACUUCUGUGCCUGGCAACCUGGAGGGCCAUGAGCCCCACAGCCCUUCACAAACGACUCUUACCAACCUUUUCUAAUGACUCGCCACCCCCUUCUCCCCUGAGCCCCCAUGAUUUCUUUAAAAAAGAAAUUAUCUUUAGUUGAAUUCCAAGUGUAUUUUAAAAAUAGCGGUUUGAGCAACUAACUAACCACGUUUUAGGAUCUCGCCUGGAAACAGAGGGGGAAAAAAGAAUUGUGCGUCGGGCUAACGCAGCGGUGUGUGCUGAGGAAUUACUUGGGAGAUAUAUCUGCAACACAACAUUUGUGUCCCUGUACAGUUUUGUGGACUGAGCGAGGAAAACAACAAAUAAUUUAAGUUGGCUGAGAGCUUCCGUAUUUUCAAAGACUGCCACGUGCCUUAGGAAUACUGUUUUAUCUUCAUACUUUGGAUGAAUUGUUCGUUUUUUUUUCUCUCCCUCUUUUUCUCUCUGUAUAUUUAUGACCAGAGCAAAAUGUAAAAAAGGAAAAAAAAACAAAAAAACAAAAAAAGUUUGUUACUUUGAAUAGUCCUAAAGAAGAAAAAGAAAAAAAAAAAAAAACAAGGAAAAAAAUCAAAUCCCCUCCAACAGUCGCUUUCUUGUUUUAGAAUUUUAAGGUGGAAGUCUGUUCGGAUAUCAGAAUUUGUAAAACCUAACCAGUAAUAAAAUCACUUAUCGAAAAGA